AUGGAUCUUACCCCACCGGUCGGCAUAGAUCUCGAUGCAUCCCAUCAAACUCAGUUGAGAGCGACAUAUUCGGUCACUUAUGGUCUAGCUGUAGUUGCUGUGGCCCUGCGCUUGCUAUGUCGACUGAAUAUCUCCAAGAUCAAAUUAUGGUGGGAUGACUACAUCAUCUGUACUGCGUUGGCGCUCGCCACAGGUAACUUCAUCGACAUGAUGAUCUGGGUUCAACGGGGCGUCGGCACCCAUAUCUAUCGCUGGGGACUACCUGGAGUCUCCCACUUCUAUAUCAAUCUCUUCGUCUGCGAAAUCUUGUAUACGCUAUCUCUCUGCUUCACAAAGUACUCCAUAUUGCUGUUCUUCUGGCGUAUCUUCGGCAGCACCAACAUCCGUAUACCAAUCUACAUCCUGGCAUUCCUCAUCACAGCUUGGGGGCUCGGUGUGAUCUUAACGACCUGCUUUCAAUGCGUGCCUAUUCAAGGACUGUGGGACUACUCCAUCAAGGCUCACUGUGGUGUGAACAUCAAUUCCUUUUUCAUAGGCAACGCAGUCCCCAACAUCAUCACGGACUGGGCGCUGCUGAUUCUACCCCUGCCGUAUGUGUGGAAGGUUCAGCGAAACAACGUCCAAAAAAUUGCACUAUGUGGAGCUUUCGCGAUGGGAGGAUUGUAUGUACCAACCCUUGUUCGCCACCGUUAA
Messenger RNA from Penicillium subrubescens, 693 nucleotides. Its product is annotated as putative integral membrane protein. The record is from RefSeq and is a predicted model, not a curated record. Lineage: Eukaryota; Fungi; Ascomycota; Eurotiomycetes; Eurotiales; Aspergillaceae. Bases 1 to 693 code for a protein of 230 amino acids. The transcript is spliced from 3 exons.